AUGACACCCAGCUCUACUAGCUCUCUAGCCAACAAACCUGACUCCAACCUCCAGCCCCCUUCUCUUUUAGACUGCUUGACUGAAAUAAAAUCCUGGUUCACCUCAAAUUUUCUUAAACUAAACAGUAAUAAAACAGAGGUUUUCCUCAUUGGUACUAAAUCAACAUUAUCCAAAACCAACAGUUUCUCUAUUGAUAUUGACAAUUGCUCAAUUUUCCCCUCCCCACAGAUUAAGAGUCUGGGUGUCAUCCUCAACAGCACACUAUCGUUUCAAUCUCAUAUCAAUAAUGUCACCCGAUCCACCUAUUCCCACUUACGCAAUAUCAAACGCCUCCGCCCCUCCCUCGCUCCCCAUACCACUUCCAUCCUGGUUCACAGCCUUGUCACCUCCUGCCUUGACUAUUGCAACUCCCUCCUCUUUGGUCUCACCCACAAGUCUCUUCAUAAGCUCCAACUUGUACAGAACUCAGCCGCCCGCAUCAUUACUAGAACCCCUUCUAUCCACAACAUCACUCCUGUCCUGCAACAGCUUCACUGGCUCCCGAUCAAGUUCCGUAUUACCUACAAGAUCCUUCUGCUCACAUUCAAAGCCAUCCACAACUCUGCUCCACCAUACAUCUCAGAUCUUCUUUAUGUCGCUGUUCCCUCCCGCUUUCUCAGAUUGUCCUCCUCCAUUCAUCUGACUGUCCCCUCCGCUCGUCUCGCCACCAUGGGGUACAGAGCUUUCAGUCGCUCAGCUCCCCAGCUCUGGAACUCUCUACCCCCGUCCUGAGGAACAUCAAUUCACUCCCACAAUUCAAGUCUGCACUUAAAACUCAUCUGUUUAAAAUUGCCUUCUCCAUCUGAUAUUUCACUGCUGUAUUUUAACUUGUUCUUAAUGUUUUAA
Cynoglossus semilaevis (tongue sole) is the source of this 885-nucleotide messenger RNA. RefSeq lists its product as uncharacterized. NCBI's taxonomy places the organism in Eukaryota, Metazoa, Chordata, Actinopteri, Pleuronectiformes, Cynoglossidae. The record is from RefSeq and is a predicted model, not a curated record. Bases 1 to 771 code for a protein of 256 amino acids. The transcript has a single exon.